Messenger RNA from Mixia osmundae IAM 14324, 2367 nucleotides. RefSeq lists its product as uncharacterized. The record is from RefSeq and is a predicted model, not a curated record. Gene Ontology annotation, cellular component: endosome. Lineage: Eukaryota; Fungi; Basidiomycota; Mixiomycetes; Mixiales; Mixiaceae. Gene Ontology annotation, molecular function: protein binding. The transcript is spliced from 7 exons. The coding region runs from base 1 to 2367 and encodes 788 amino acids.
AUGCUUCCGAUUCCCUACAAGCCAGCGCUCAUGAUCGACCUCGCGAGCGAGCUGCUUCGAGUUCUCGAGACGACGUUUGCCGACCCGGAUGCGCACCCAGACAACUGGCGGGAUGAUGCAGAAGCGCUUGCGAAGCUCAGAGAAGCUAUCAUCGUCCCUCCGGCCGAGUCUGCAACAUACAGCGUGGCACGCGCUUCUUCUAUCGACGAAAUAGCAGCCUAUUACACGCAGCUCGAACAUCUGUCCAUCAAGUUUCCAGACGACAUGGCCAUCGAUUUCUCGUGGUAUUCGCUCUUCACAGGUCACAACGACACGACAGCGCCCGGCGCGUUCCUGCCAGGCACGAUGCCUACUAAAGGGAGACCCAUUACUUCACACAACUUGGCCUAUGAGAAAGCUUGCGUCCUCUUCAAUCUCGCGGUAACAUAUGCAGAUUUGGCAUACGAAGCAGAUCGGUCCACGCUAGACGGCAUCAGACGCGCAGCGCAAAGCUUUCAACAUGCUGCCGGCGUAUUUGAAUAUCUACGCGAGCUCCGCAACGAUGUGUUCAGUCCUGACUUGGAUUGCAAUGUGCUCGAGAUGCUUUCGGCCUUGUGUCUGGCACAGGCGCAAGAAUGUGCAUGGCAGCAGGCUGUCAUGGCACGAAAGAAAGACGGCACAAUCGCAAAGAUAUCAAUGCAGGCGUCGGAGUUCUACGCGCGUGCCUUGGCAGCUUCUGCUGCAGCCAAUGCAGCCCUCUCUGCCACGCAAUGGUCCAGCUUCGCCAUUCCUACGGCAUGGAAGCAUCAUCUACUGGUCAAGAGACAGCACUUUGCUGCUGCUUCACAGUAUCGGCAAAGCUGCGACGAUCUGGCAGCAGCGCGAUAUGGCUCAGAAAUCGGUCGUCUGCAAAUCGCUCAAACGGCAAUUAAAGAAGCGCUUGCGAUCGUCCAGAAAGGCAGCGCCUCGCAAUACGACUUGCAAGGGCUGCAGAACAUCGUGCAAGAUAAUCUUACCCGGGCUGUCAAAGAUAACGACCUCAUCUAUCUCGAGCCCGUCAGAACUGUCUCGACCCUGGUCAAGAUCGAGCCUGCGUCUCUUGUCAAGCCAUUAGUUCCCGACUUCGUACAGCGACCCAUAGAGUAUCUUCAGGCCAAGCGAACACCGCCAGCUCGCGUCCUCUUCGAGACAUUAAUUCCGUAUGGCGUGCAUCUCGCGAUCAGCCUCUACGACGAUCGCAAGCGGAAUCUUAUCGAGCAUGAUCUGACAGCUCGCAUUGACGAGCUCGACCAACACGCCAGUAUGCGUCUACAAACACUCAAUUUGCCCGGUGCGAUCGAAGCGCUCGAGUCGCAAGUCGGAUUGCCGCCUUCGCUACUGCGCAAGGCACAAGAGCUCCGAUCCGAAAGAGCGACGUCAAAGCUCAGAUCGAUGCUGCAGGAUGUCCGCCGCAUCGCACAGAGCAAUGCCCUCCUGAUGGAAGAGGCGGAAGAUAUUCUGGAUGGCGACAAGACGGAGGACGAUGAGCUGAGGGCGCGAUAUGGCUCAGAUCAUUGGCCUCGACCUACCUCAGAAGAAGCUCAGCAAGUCCUAUACGACACCGCAAAAAAGUAUUUGGAGACGCUCAAGGCUGCUGCUGCUAGCGACAAGGUCGUACGAGAGAAGUAUCAGGAAUGGGAGGAGCCCAUCAGUAUUCUGGCAGGACCCGAAGAUGAGCUAGAGAGUCGAGUGCCAUCUGCUCGUUCCAAUCUGCGCGCUUCGCCUGCUCAGACGAGCGUCAUUCGCGAGAUCCGCGCCAAGUUGGAGCAACUCGACGAUCUAAAUCAGGAACGACAAGCUAUCCUGCGUGAAGCUCAACGUACUCUUCAGCUGGACGAUAUCAGACCUGCCAUUCUGCAGCAAUCGUUGUCUUCUGCAAAGGUGUCUGUCGAGCCAGCACAAUUCGAGGAUCUCUUUGACUCGCGACUGGCCAAGUACGCGACGUAUGACAAUCGCCUACAAGAGUGUGCGCGACAGCAGGGUAGCGUGCUCGAGACCGUCGUUGGCCUCAAUGACCGCUUCCUCGAUGCACGUCGAUCAGAUCCUUCUACGCAAGCACGGCAGGAAACGCUGCAAUGGCUCGAUGUGGCUCAUGCCAAGUACAAAGAGAUCGUGCACAAUCUGUCGGAAGGCCUACAAUUCUACAACAGUCUUGCACAGCUCAUCACCGGUCUGCGCGAUCAGUGUCGGCAAGCAACGAGCGCGCGCCAUGAUGAGGCCCGUGCGAUGAUGAGCGAGAACAACAUGCAAGCAUUGACGGAGCAGACCCGUGCUACUCAUAUCCAUCCUCGCCACUUCAAUGCUCAGCAACCAGGCAUCUGGGACGGAGGACCGAUCCGUUUCGGAUGA